AUGCCCCGUUCGGAUCUCUUUCCUGAAUUGGCUGUCAAGUCUCAGUCCAAGCCGAUCCACGCGCUACGUUCUAAAGAUGGAUACUCCAGCUCGCAGGAGAUAAAUGGCUUGGUUAGUGACAAUCUACACAAUUCAUCGGAUGCACAGAUUGCGAAAUUGGUCAACCUCAAAUUCAACAGCAAUGCCUUCGCCUUGAUCAGACAACUAUCGCAGGAUUUGUCUGCGAAAGAGACGGAGCUAAUUCUUCUUCGCGAGGAGAAGAGCCGGAGAGAGAACGAACUUCUUCGUCUCUGUAAUGAGUUUGGUAACUUAUCUUAUGUAGAAGUAGACCGGCGUUUGAAUGCUCUUAAACCGGAAAAAAAUGUGCACAAGGUCGUAUCUGCCAUGGUGCUGGAUGCCAUGGCAAUUUCAGAUAGCCAAGGAUCAAAUGAGCGCCUUCCGAAAGACGUUCAACGUCCAAAACCACAGAGUAGAAACAAAAGGACCGCUCUGAGGCGUACACAACAACCAUUCCACAAGGAAGAGAAAAGUGCUUCUACUCAGAACCGUAAGAGCUUGGCAGAAGCUACAGACAUAAGAUCUUCGGUUGGACUGCCCGUGUCUCCAAAUUUGCACGAUACACAAAACCCAAAAGAAGAGCCGAUUUGGCCUCGGUGGCUACAUUGGCUCAAUCAAUCGGAGGAAAGUGUUGAUUUGCCAAACAAAUCUACUGACAUCCAGAACAAAUCUUCCAUCGAGAACUCACGCAAUAAGAGUGUCGUAGAGCUAGAGAGUAUGGGUGACAGUUUUAGCCCAAUUCUUACCUCGACGAUUUUCGACGCUGACAAGUUCGGAUUUGUCAAUGACAAACCACUACAGAAUCUCAAGUGUAAGACAUCUAGUCUCCAGGACAUGCCGAGUCCCGUAGAAAGUCCAGUUUCCAUUUCAAAGUCAGCCACGGAAAUAAAUCUCACACUGGCAAACGUAGAGAACUCUGAAAGCGGAAAAGCUCUGACCACUCUCGCCCUCUCACAGAGUCUCGAUAAACUCAAACUCCUAAACGAGCAAUACCUCGCUACCAGCGAAAUGCAUUUGAAACAAUGGGAUAUCUUGAUGAGGCAGGCCCAGACUUCAGGAAGCCCAAAGUCAGACCAGGAUGUUAGUUUAGGAACUUUCGGACUCAAAGCUCAAAAUUUGAAGAAACAGGGGUCUUCUCUUCGGAAGAUGUUUGGUCAUGAGGAUGAACUGAGUGACGAUUCUAAAUCUUUCAAAUUUCUACAGCGGCUCAUUUAUGAGAGCGGUAUUCCUCCCAAGCACCGCAAUUAUCUAUGGUUUGAAUUAUCUGGCGCAAAGAACCGAGCAAUCGCUGGUGAAUAUCAACGUCUACUAGCAAAUAGUCAAGGGACAUCAGAUCCUACGUUGAUUGAGAGUAUCGACCAAAUCAAGCUAGAUUUGCACCGGACUUUGCCAUCAAACAUUUACUUCAACAAUCAAAAAACAAACGGGCCAGGUCCUCAGUUCGCAGCACUCAAAAAUAUACUUAUGGCAUUUGCAGCAUAUGAGCCCAAUAUCGGAUAUUGUCAAGGAAUGAAUAAGCUAUUGGGUAAUGUCAUGUUAGGCGUGAAUGAAAGUCACUCCCACGGAGGAAGCAAAGUGAGCGAAGAAAAUUUGUUCUGGCUCUAUGUCUCAAUUGUGGAGGACAUUUUGCCAUGCUACUCAGAGCUCAAUUUUUUCCACCCCAAGGCCAUGAUGCUUCUACGGGAAGACUCGCUGAUUUUACGCCAAUACCUCAACAAGCUCAUGCCUCAACUUGGAAAGCAUCUAGAAAGUUUGGGUGUAGAAUUAGAGCUUGUGGUGAUUAGCUGGUGGAUUGGAGUCUUUACCGAGGCAGUCUCGUCUAUUGACUUAUGGCUCAAACUUCUAGACGGUCUACUUAUCGCAGACAAUCCAAGAAUCAAAUUCCACGCAUAUACCCUCGCAGCAUUUUACUUCUAUCAAAGAGCAUUGUGUGGUUUCAAGGAAAGAGACUCCAUAUAUGGCUUCAUCAAUCUUCUCAAAACGGGAAACGGACCCAACAUCAAAUCAAAUGAGUUUAUGUCGAUUGCAGCAUCAUUUGAAAAGCAGAUUCAUACAAUCGAGCUUAAAAGUCCCUCUUGA
Messenger RNA from Australozyma saopauloensis, 2136 nucleotides. RefSeq lists its product as uncharacterized. The transcript has a single exon. Lineage: Eukaryota; Fungi; Ascomycota; Pichiomycetes; Serinales; Metschnikowiaceae. The record is from RefSeq and is a predicted model, not a curated record. The coding region runs from base 1 to 2136 and encodes 711 amino acids.